AUGGCCUCAGCUCCACCAUCCACAGAGAUAGAGCAGGAGGCCAACUGCCCCAUCUGCCUGGAGUUCCUUACGGACCCCGUGGUCCUGGGCUGUGGGCACAGCUUCUGCCAGGCCUGCAUCACUGACUACUGUGAGAAAUGGGAGACUCGGGGAGACUUGGAGUGUCCUGUCUGCAAAUUCAAGUUUCAGAAAGGGACUUUCCGCCGAAACUGGCAGCUGGCAAACCUAGUUGAAAAAAUUAAACUGGUGCCACAAAGUUCAAGAAAAGGUGUUUGCUUGAGACACCAGGAAAAACUCCACUUCUUCUGCAAAGAAGAUGAAAAAUUAGUGUGUGUUGUCUGUGAGCGACUCCCAGAACACAAAGGACACACAAUAGUUCCCCUGGAAGUGGCUGCUCAGAAAUACAAGGAUCAGUUCUGCAACCGUCUGGGGAUUCUGAAGAAGGAGAGAGAGAGAAUUGUGGUGUAUAAAGGAGAUGUGGAGAAGGAAAGCCAAGACCUGCUCAUGAAAAAGGUGGUGAAGGAGGUGGCGAGAAACAGGGACCAGCAUCUGGCUAGAAUCUCUGAGGAGCUCUCUUCUCUGGAAAGCCUCAUCCGGGAGAUGGAGGAGAAAUGUCAGCAGCCGGCCAGUGAUCUCCUCCAGGAUGUCAGAAGCACAUUGCAGAGGUAUGAAGACAAGGAGUCGUUUGAGAAUCCAGUGGCUAAUCCGCUUGCACUGAAGUGGCACAUCUGGGACUUCUCAGAUUUAAAUUUCCUUUUGGAGGGCAUCGAGAAGCAACUCAAAGACGCUCUGGAUUUUGAGCUUCACAUGAAGAAAGCAAAUGUGACUCUGGAUCAAGACACGGCCAAUCCAUGGCUCAUCCUGUCUGAGGGUCAGAAAAGCGUGAGAAAAGGAGAAGAAGCUCAAGCUCUGCCCAACAGUCCAGAGAGAUUUGAAGGUUAUAGUGCUGUGCUGGGCUGUGAGGGAUUCACAAGAGGCUGCUGUUUCUGGGAAGUCCUUGUGGGAAGUGAGGAAAGCUGGGCUGUGGGGGUAGCCAGAAAGUCUGUGAAGAGGAAGGGAGGCCUCACUUUUGCUCCUGAGGAAGGGAUCUGGGCUAUGGGGAAGUGGUCAGGGAUGCACAGGGCUUAUAUAAAAGGACAUUACCCUCCCCUGACUGUGAGUGGGGAGCUGAAGAGGAUCCGAGUGUGCCUGAACUACGCUGGGGGGCGAGUGGCCUUUUUUGAUGCUGACCGAGCAGCCCUUCUCUACGAGUUCUCUGGAGCCUCCUUCUUUGGAGAGACCCUCCUUCCCUUCUUUGGUGUGUAUGGAAAAGGCCACCUCAAAAUCUCUUCAUAG
Heteronotia binoei (common prickly gecko) is the source of this 1335-nucleotide messenger RNA. Its product is annotated as E3 ubiquitin-protein ligase TRIM7-like. Lineage: Eukaryota; Metazoa; Chordata; Lepidosauria; Squamata; Gekkonidae. The transcript has 7 exons. The record is from RefSeq and is a predicted model, not a curated record. Gene Ontology annotation, molecular function: protein binding; zinc ion binding. Bases 1 to 1335 code for a protein of 444 amino acids.